AUGGUGGCCAGACGGUUCUCUCGCAGCAUUGCAGCGGCCACCUCGGUCUUUGUGAUGUAUUUCUUGGUCAGCAUGACCGGCAAGGCGCUAGGGAUGCUGCUGGUUCCGCUGCGAGACGACUUUGGUGUCGACACGUGGGUCGUCGGCACCGUCUUCGCUCUGGUGGACUCGGUGUCCGAUUUGACAGGCCCUAUAGCGUCAUUUACAGGUAAGAAGUUUGGUAAUCGCCUUGGGACUAUCGCAGGCGGCUGCAUGGUUGUCGCUGGCUUUGUCGUGUCUUCUCUGGCAUCGAAGUUCCUCUACGUUGCGCUGUCGAUCAGUUUCUUUGUUGCCCUAGGUAUCAGCCUUACCCAAGUUCUGACGGUGGUUUCACUCGGUCAGCAUUUCAACAACAACAACAACAGAGGCUUCGCGUUGGCCCUAGGAAUAGGAAAAUCUGCGGUAUCCAUUAGUCUGGUCUGCUCACCGCCUCUGAUCAAGCUAUUCAUUGACACUUACGGGUGGCGGGCAACGAUGCUGCUCCAAGGCUCCAUUUGCGCCCACUACGUCGUCUCCGGCGUCCUCCUUGGCAACCCAUCACAGGAGGGCGUGCCUGAUGGCACCAGACCUGAUUACGAACGUCUCCCAGACGACUGCCCGUCUUGCGAUUCCAACGAGGGAAAAUGCGUCUCAACUCUGAGAGCCUUGGGCCGGAAAAUGGGCCGAGCUUUGGACUGGUCUCCGAUGACAGAAAGCGACUUCUGGAUGAUCACCGUCAUCCUCGUGAUGUGUAAAACCAACAAGAAUGCUUGGAUCAUAUACUUUGUGCCGGCUGCCCUGCGCAAGGGGUUUACGCUGGAGUCGGCGGCUGUGAUGGUGACCGUAGCUGGUAUCGGUGGCUUGGCCGGAACAUUCCUCGCCAGUUUUGUAGUUUAUACAGAGAAGUUGACAACCACGGCCGCUACAGUGGUCGCCACUAUCUUGGCUGCUCUGCCCCACAUCGUCAACUGCUGGAUGGUGACGGAUUGGCUGCUGAUGGCCAAUGCCUUUGUUCUCCUAACGGGCGUGGGAGCGGUCUUCACGCUGGUCGCGGUGAUGUUGAAAGAGUACUUGGGACAAGACAGGCUCGCCCAGGCCAUGGGCUGGUCCAACUUCUUUGCCGGCUUAUUCAGGUGUCUCGGGGGAUUUAUUCCCGGUUUUGUGUAUGAUCACACUGGCAGCUAUGACUUCGGUUUCGCCGUCAUCGGGAUCUUGCAGUUGAUUGUGAUGGUUCCUCUUCUGUUGAAAAGUUUGCGUAGCUGCCGCUAG
Acanthaster planci (crown-of-thorns starfish) is the source of this 1287-nucleotide messenger RNA. RefSeq names its product monocarboxylate transporter 12-like. The record is from RefSeq and is a predicted model, not a curated record. NCBI's taxonomy places the organism in Eukaryota, Metazoa, Echinodermata, Asteroidea, Valvatida, Acanthasteridae. Gene Ontology annotation, molecular function: monocarboxylic acid transmembrane transporter activity. Gene Ontology annotation, biological process: transmembrane transport.